AUGGCUUUUCGUCAAUUUGAAGAUUCCCCUGAACUUUGGAGAUUUGGGAAAAAUAUUUCUUUGGAUCCAAUUGAUCAUUUUAGUAAUCAAAUUGAUUUUGAAUGUGCUGAUGUUAGGUAUAUUCCCCUUAAAAUUCUCUCUCUUCAAAAAUUUCUUUCCAGUUUUUGUCCAGAUCCAUGUUGUGGCAGAAACAGUACAAGAUUUUUCCGCGAAGGUGAUACUCAUAAUUAUGCUUUUGAUGAUGAUAUUUCUGCAACAUUCAACGACAGUAUUCAAAAUUAUACUAAAAAAAUGACUAGAAAUGAACGUAAAUUUGGGUGGUGUGCUCAUUCAACUUGUUCUUUGAAGGGAAAACGGCAUAUAGAUUAUUCAGAAACAAAAGAAUAUUUUGAAGACAAAAAACUUCAAGAAGAAAUUCAAAAAAGAAGUCGGAAAAAUAAAAAUAUUAAAAAUGGAACUGAGGGAGAAGAUCAAAUAAUUAAAAUACUUUUAAGAAGGGAGACUAGUACACAUUAUUGUUACUUGGAGGAGCCCUUCAAUGACGAUUUUCUUGGAAUAAUGAAUCGUUGGAAUCUUAGUUGUGCUUGUGUUUUUCCAAAUAAUUCAAUUGAUCACAGUAAACUUUAUCGUUUUGAUGUUCUCGAAUGUGUUGAUGUUAAUGAAUGUAUUUUUGAAGAAUGUCCUUAUCCAGAACAAUGUGUUAAUAUGGUUGAUAGAUAUGUUUGUGCUUGCCCUCCCGGUUAUUAUCGUCAAAAAGAUAUUACAAAUGAAAAAAUUGUUAAAAAUGAAAAGGAAGAGGGGAAAAAGAAUGAAGGAACUUGUGUAAAAAUUUAUUAUAAGAGUAUUGGCAGAAAUCUUCCCAAUAAUUUGUUUAGUUAA
Molecule: messenger RNA, 879 nt
Organism: Meloidogyne enterolobii
Lineage: Eukaryota; Metazoa; Nematoda; Chromadorea; Rhabditida; Meloidogynidae
Source: the annotation of a GenBank genome assembly